AUGUUAGAUUUAUUAAGAUUACAAUUAACAACAUUCAUUAUGAAUGAUGUACCAACACCUUAUGCAUGUUAUUUUCAGGAUUCAGCAACACCAAAUCAAGAAGGUAUUUUAGAAUUACAUGAUAAUAUUAUGUUUUAUUUAUUAGUUAUUUUAGGUUUAGUAUCUUGAAUGUUAUAUACAAUUGUUAUAACAUAUUCAAAAAAUCCUAUUGCAUAUAAAUAUAUUAAACAUGGACAAACUAUUGAAGUUAUUUGAACAAUUUUUCCAGCUGUAAUUUUAUUAAUUAUUGCUUUUCCUUCAUUUAUUUUAUUAUAUUUAUGUGAUGAAGUUAUUUCACCAGCUAUAACUAUUAAAGCUAUUGGAUAUCAAUGAUAUUGAAAAUAUGAAUAUUCAGAUUUUAUUAAUGAUAGUGGUGAAACUGUUGAAUUUGAAUCAUAUGUUAUCCCUGAUGAAUUAUUAGAAGAAGGACAAUUAAGAUUAUUAGAUACUGAUACUUCUAUAGUUGUACCUGUAGAUACACAUAUUAGAUUUGUUGUAACAGCUGCUGAUGUUAUUCAUGAUUUCGCUAUCCCAAGUUUAGGUAUUAAAGUUGAUGCUACUCCUGGUAGAUUAAAUCAAGUUUCUGCUUUAAUUCAAAGAGAAGGUGUUUUCUAUGGGGCAUGCAGUGAAUUGUGCGGGCUGGGACAUGCCAACAUACCAAUUAAAAUUGAAGCAGUAUCAUUACCUAAAUUUUUGGAAUGAUUAAAUGAACAAUAA
This is a messenger RNA of Saccharomyces paradoxus, 756 nucleotides long. The record is from the annotation of a RefSeq genome assembly. NCBI's taxonomy places the organism in Eukaryota, Fungi, Ascomycota, Saccharomycetes, Saccharomycetales, Saccharomycetaceae.